This is a messenger RNA of Musa acuminata AAA Group (dessert banana), 2219 nucleotides long. Its product is annotated as probable serine/threonine-protein kinase PBL7. The transcript has 5 exons. Gene Ontology annotation, biological process: protein phosphorylation. The record is from RefSeq and is a predicted model, not a curated record. Bases 198 to 1721 code for a protein of 507 amino acids. Gene Ontology annotation, molecular function: ATP binding; protein kinase activity. Lineage: Eukaryota; Viridiplantae; Streptophyta; Magnoliopsida; Zingiberales; Musaceae.
GUGUUGGUUCUCUAUUUAGCCUUCCCCCGUCUUCCCUUGGUUUUGUUCCGUCUGUCGCCAGGGCUCUGAUCGGGUCCACCGGUGAGAUUUCGAGCCGUGCGCCGUUCGUCGCCUUCGAUCGGAGAAGCGAGGGGGAGCUGUUGCCCGAGCUGUGAUUCGUGGAUUUAUCGGGGAAUCUUAUCGGUGUUCUUCUAGUUAUGAUGAAAUGUCUUCCGUGCCUUGCGUCGCCCGGCCAGGGCGAUGCGGCGGACGAGGUUAAGGAGGAGGAGAAGAAGAAGAAGAAGAACAACGAGGGGGGAGAUGGUGCCGUUCGCAAGGAGUCUUCUGCCGCCCCGACGUCUCGUCUCGGCAGUUUAGACAAAUCAAAAUUGAGGGCUGAUUCCAAAAAGGAAGCAUCGGUUCCCAAAGAAGGAAAUCCUGAGCAUAUUGCAGCACAGACAUUCAGUUUUCGUGAACUUUCUGCUGUCACUAAGAAUUUUAGGCGAGAUUGUUUUUUGGGUGAAGGUGGUUUCGGUCGUGUAUACAAGGGAAGGUUGGAAACUGGACAGGUUGUUGCCGUCAAGCAACUUGACAGAAAUGGUCUUCAGGGGAACAGAGAGUUUCUGGUCGAAGUCCUCAUGCUUAGCCUUUUACAUCACCCCAAUCUUGUCAAUCUGAUUGGUUAUUGUGCUGAUGGCGAUCAACGACUGCUCGUCUAUGAGUUCAUGCCGUUGGGAUCAUUAGAAGACCAUUUGCAUUAUAUCCCAGCUAAUAAGGAACCACUUGACUGGAAUUCCCGGAUGAAAAUAGCUGCUGGUGCAGCUAAAGGCUUGGAAUACCUCCAUGACAAAGCAAACCCUCCAGUUAUUUAUCGUGACUUCAAAUCAUCGAAUAUACUUCUUGGUGAAGGAUAUCAUCCAAAGUUGUCGGAUUUUGGGCUUGCUAAACUUGGUCCUGUUGGUGACAAUACCCAUGUCUCAACAAGAGUGAUGGGAACAUACGGUUACUGUGCUCCUGAGUAUGCUAUGACAGGGCAAUUAACAGUGAAAUCUGAUGUAUAUAGCUUUGGUGUUGUAUUUCUCGAACUAAUUACAGGCCGUAAAGCGAUUGAUAAUGCUCGGCCUACCGGAGAACAAAAUCUAGUUGCAUGGGCUCGUCCAUUAUUCAAAGAUCGUCGGAAGUUCCCCAAAAUGGCUGACCCAUUACUACAAGGGCGUUAUCCCAUGAGGGGCUUAUAUCAGGCACUGGCAGUUGCGGCAAUGUGUUUGCAGGAGCAAGCGGCUACUCGACCUCUCAUAGGAGAUGUUGUGACGGCACUUUCAUAUUUAGCUUCACAAAAUCAUGAUCCAAUUGCAGCUAGUAUUCAGAGUACCAAGGUUGGUCCAUCCAUCCCAAGUUCUAGAAGUGGGUCUGGUGAUCAACAUGCUGUCCAGUCACCACAUCAGAAUUCUUCAGAACUAAAGCAAAGGGGUCCGCUCAAGGGAGCAAGUAAAGGUGCAAAAAUUGGCAGAGAUGGUUCUAGUGGUGGCUCGGGACGGAAGUGGAGCAUGGAGGAGUCUGAGACUCGGGAGUCUCAGAUGGAUAGCCCGGUCCAUGUGGAGAGAGCGCGAGACUCUCCAAAGAAUAUUGAUCGUGAUUUUGUUAGGGAGCGUGCCGUUGCAGAGGCUAAAGAAUGGGGUGAAAAUUGGAGAGAGAGACAACGGAGAAAUGCACAAGGUAGCUCUGACAGGACACAUGAGUAGAGGUCCUCUCAGAUCCAUUCCUCGGAUGGUUUUUUGCAUGCUUUACUUUCAUGGAAAGGAAGAAAUAGGUCAGAAUUCAGCUGAUCAGGACACAUAUUCUCUGUAAAUAAAGUCAAUGCCAGUAGCACAUUAUUAUCCUCUUGUUUCCUUUUCCUGAAAGAUCUUGUCUUUCGACAAAGGAGAUGGCACAUACAAAAGAAAAACCAAACAAAAUACCUAUCCGAAAGUGCAGAGCUGCAUUUUAGAACGUAUACAUGCAAUCUAGAAGAAGCAAUUCCCACAUUCAAGUUGCUACACAUUUCUGCCUAGGCCUAAAACUGCAAGAAAUUGUCAUCAUAUUUUUGUCCAUAAAAUCUGAGGAGUUGAUUUAGACAUAUCUGUGAUGUUCCUAUGUUUCAUAGGACUAUCUUUCUUAAAUUUGUAUUUGUGAUAUGCUUCUGAAAGCUGCCACAGUUAUGUCUGUGAAUUUAUCAGUCAUUGUUGGCUUCUUUUGUUCUA